AUGUCUCAUCAUGAAUUUGCUGGUGGGCGAAGUGCACUCGGAAAAUUAAAACGAAAUGAAAUAAGUUUAAGAGAUGAAAACGAGAAUCCCGUAAUUAAAACAAUGAGAUUUGUUUUCUCUGAUCGUAUGAACUGCAUUGCACGUGUGCUUUGUGUUGAAUCUUCGAUCAUCAGAGAUGAAGUUUUAAAAGAUGAAGAAACUGAAAUGAUGGAGAUUGAAUUGAGUUUCAUUUGA
Messenger RNA from Clunio marinus, 234 nucleotides. Lineage: Eukaryota; Metazoa; Arthropoda; Insecta; Diptera; Chironomidae. The record is from the annotation of a GenBank genome assembly.